AUGGGGGAUUACUCUGAAGUUGGGGCAACUAUUGUUGACUUUAAAAAUUUCAUAAGGGAUCUUAGAGCCUUCAUAUUGGGUGCUGAUGCACAAAUACUCGUGCAUAAUCUUGUUAAAAAACAAGAGAUGUGCCCCGCAUUUGCUUUUGAGUAUGAUGUUGAUGAAGAUGAGCAGAAGAGUAGAUUAUUUUGGGCAUCAAAGUCACAUGGUUUAUAUAGUCAAAUUGUGGGGGAUUACUCUGAAGUUGGGGCAACUAUUGUUGACUUUAAAAAUUUCAUAAGGGAUCUUAGAGCCUUCAUAUUGGGUGCUGAUGCACAAAUACUCGUGCAUAAUCUUGUUAAAAAACAAGAGAUGUGCCCCGCAUUUGCUUUUGAGUAUGAUGUUGAUGAAGAUGAGCAGAAGAGUAGAUUAUUUUGGGCAGAUCCAAUCUCAAAAAUGAAUUUUGCUGCAUUUGGAGAUGUUGUCUCUUUUGAUGCUACAUAUUCAACCAACAUGUAUUAUUCUAUUAACGUGCUUACGUACGAUAUGGUUUUUACACCCUUCACAGGAUUUGAUAAUCAUAAAAAAUGUAUCACAUUUGGUGCUGGACUGUUGUUGAAAGAGGACAUCGAGUCUUACGUUUGGCUAUUUGAAAAUUUUAAAAAGGCAAUGGGCAUGGUGGAACCAAGGAUAAUUGUUACUGAUCAUGAUCCAGCUAUGAAAGUGGCAAUUCCAAGAGUUUUCAAGCAAGCUAGGCAUCAUUAUUGCAUGUGGCACAUUAUCUAUAAAGUUGGAGAAAAGGUUGGUCCUACAUUGAACAAGAAUGAGGAGUUUAAGAACAAACUGAACUCCAUUGUUUGGACAUCUUUUUUGGAACCUGCUGAUUUUGAGACACAAUGGAAACAGCUCAUGGAAAAGUUCAACCUAGUUGAACACAAUUGGUUUACCAAUAUGUUUGAGGCAAGAAACAGUUGGAUCCCAGCCUAUUUUAGUGAUGUUUUUAUGGGAGGUCUACUUAGGACUACGUCGCGUUCUGAAAGUGAGAACUACACAUACAGUCAUUUUACGGGCCCGCAGUCUAGCCUAGUUGAAUUUAUGAUGAACUUUGACAGUGCUCUUAAUUCACAGCGUAACACAAAUGCAAAAAACAACAGUGACAUUGAAGGCUACAAUCCAGAUAUGAAGACACCGGUGUUGAGUGUUAGAGAAGAUGCUGGAAUAUUACACUAUGAGAUUAUGGAUGGAAAUGAUAGAAUAUUUAGUGUGGUGCACAAUGCAAAUGAACAAGAGGCAACAUGUAGUUGCAAAAUGUUUGAGAUGGUUGGACUGUUGUGUAGACAUGUAUUUGUGGUCUUUAAAGACCUUGAAAAGAUACCUCUGAAGUAUGUUGUUAAUCGAUGGACUAAGGAUGCAUCUUUAAAGGCUACAUUUGAAAUUGAUGGAAAGGAAAAGUUAUCCCCUCAGCAUAGCAAGAAGACUGUUAUAGAAUCCUUUUGCGGAUCAACAGAGAUUUUGAACAUCAAUAUACUUCCCCCGAAGCAUGCGAAGAACAAGGGCAACGGGAAACGUAUCAAAAGCAGCAAGGAGUUGGCAAUGGAAAAAGAAAAAGGCAGGAGGUGCAAUAUUUGUGGGUUUAGAGGAGAUCAACAUGACACCAGGACUUGCCCACUUAACCCAAAAAACAAGGACAAACAAAAGGCAUCCGACAUGCUGCCAGCCUGCCAAAACUCUCAACUCUCAGCUUUGGAUGAUGUUUGGAUGCAGCAUGGUGAGCUUGAAGCUGAGAAUGACGAAUGA
Molecule: messenger RNA, 1776 nt
Organism: Ipomoea nil (Japanese morning glory)
Lineage: Eukaryota; Viridiplantae; Streptophyta; Magnoliopsida; Solanales; Convolvulaceae
Product: protein FAR1-RELATED SEQUENCE 5-like
Exons: 5
Coding region: 1-1776 (591 amino acids)
Biological process (GO): regulation of DNA-templated transcription
Molecular function (GO): zinc ion binding
Source: RefSeq, a predicted model, not a curated record